AUGGAGAACCCUCUUCAGCACCCAUCCGCUCUGAAGCCUUUACCAGACAAAACGGCGAGCGCGUGCCUCCACCCACAUGCCCUGAAGCCCUCACCAGCGAAGACGGCGGGCAUGUACACCCACUCCCACGCUCCGAAGCCCUCACCCGCGAAGACGGCGGGAAUGUACACCCACUCCCAUGCCCCAGAGCCCUCACCAGCAAAGACGGCGGGCAUGUACACCCACUCCCAUGCUCCAGAGCCCUCACCAGCAAAGACGGCGGGCAUGUACACCCACUGCCAUGCUCCAGAGCCCUCACCAGCAAAGACGGCGAGCAUGCAGACCCACUUACGUGUUCCGAAGCCCUUACCAACGAAGACGGUGAACAGUGACCAGCCUUCUACACCUGAGCUUCCUGCCACACAGACACGGAGUGCAGCUGAUCUAACCUCAUCGACCAGUUCCCGGUUUCGCUCAGCAGCAGGCUCAGACCAGGACGGACCCAGCUUCCUGCAUCAGGUCGUCCACGCCUCAGCCCCCAGCUCUGAAGCCCUCACCAAUUACGACGAUCUUUAUGAGAAAAACGACAAGUGUGAUGAGUGA
This is a messenger RNA of Branchiostoma belcheri (Belcher's lancelet), 582 nucleotides long. Its product is annotated as anti-sigma-I factor RsgI2-like. NCBI's taxonomy places the organism in Eukaryota, Metazoa, Chordata, Leptocardii, Amphioxiformes, Branchiostomatidae. The record is from RefSeq and is a predicted model, not a curated record. The transcript is spliced from 2 exons. The coding region runs from base 1 to 582 and encodes 193 amino acids.